AUGUCCGGCCGUCAAGGUGGUAAGGCCAAGCCAUUGAAGCAAAAGAAGAAGCAGCAACAAGAGUUGGAUCCUGAGGAUAUGGCCUUCAAGGAGAAACAAAAGCAAGAUGCCGCUGCCAAGAAAGCCUUCAUGGCCAACGUCAAGUCAGGCAAACCACUAAUCGGCGGUGGAAUCAAGAAAUCCGGCAAGAAAUAA
Torulaspora globosa is the source of this 195-nucleotide messenger RNA. It is a transcript of the gene TMA7, whose product is annotated as Tma7p. The record is from RefSeq and is a predicted model, not a curated record. Lineage: Eukaryota; Fungi; Ascomycota; Saccharomycetes; Saccharomycetales; Saccharomycetaceae. The transcript has a single exon. Bases 1 to 195 code for a protein of 64 amino acids.